GAGGAAAUGAAGUUAUUCGUAAAUAAAGGGAAUUGUUUACGAAUAGGGAUGCUGUUUCGGUCUGUCGAGUCGGCGUUGUGGCGCUGACAAAUGCCCCGGCAAACUUGGGGAGUGAAUGCUUCGCCGAUUGAUGUCAUUCACCUACCUAGUAAUGGGGACUAGACAGACACAAAGAUAAUGAUAAGGACUUGGAUUUUUGUCAAGCCAAACAUCUGCACGAGGUCUAGAAUACCAGUCUCACAUUUUCACAUUUUACGGCCCAUGUCCAUAAACAUGUCUGCAAACGAGCAUCAUCCUGAACCUGCCUCUGACGCCAAAGCUGCCCCUCAGUCGAGGCCACAAGCAGCCAAGAAGCCGGGCAAAAAGGAGAUCAAGAUCCUGAUGCUGCAUGGCUACACCCAAUCCGGCCCGCUCUUCCACGCCAAGACGCGCGCCCUGGAGAAGCUGAUGAUCAAAUCCCUAGCCCCCUUCAACGUGCAACCGACCCUCAUCUACCCCACGGCGCCCAACCAGCUCCGGGCCGAGGACAUACCGGGCUGCGACCCGGCAGAGGCCGCAGACGAUCCGCGCGCGGCCGACUCGUGGGCCUGGUUCCGCAAGGACGACGCCACGGGCGCGUACCGGCAGCUGCGGGAGGGGAUGAGCCGGCUGACGGAGGCGGUGCGGGACGCGGGCGGGGUGGAAGGCGUCGUCGGCUUCAGCCAGGGAGCGGCCAUGGCGGGCAUGAUGGCGGCGGUGCUGGACGAGCCGAGGCGCGAGGUUCCGGGUAGCGAGUCGGCGAGGCAGUGGGUCGCGGAGCUGCGCGAGGCCAACGGCGGGCGCGCGCUCAGGUUUGCCGUCAUCUACAGCGGGUUCGCCGCCCAGCCGCCCGGGUUGGGCUGGAUGUACGACCCCAGCAUCCGCACGCCGACCAUGCACUUCAUCGGCAGCCUGGACACGGUGGUGGAUGAGAAGAGGUCGAGGGAGCUGGCGGACAAGUGCGAGAAUCCGCUUGUGAUUGAGCAUCCCGGCGGGCAUCACGUCCCCACCGGCAAGGAAUUUGCCAUGCCGUUGAUUGGGUUUAUCAAGCAAAAGUGUGUGGAUGAUGUUGCUGCUGCUGCUGCUGCUGAUGGUGCGUAACGGCAAGAUCUAGUGUUACCAGCAGCGGCGUCUGAGGAGAGAGACCUA
Molecule: messenger RNA, 1167 nt
Organism: Pyricularia grisea
Lineage: Eukaryota; Fungi; Ascomycota; Sordariomycetes; Magnaporthales; Pyriculariaceae
Exons: 2
Coding region: 178-1119 (313 amino acids)
Cellular component (GO): nucleus; cytoplasm
Source: RefSeq, a predicted model, not a curated record